CUCUGACAUGUCCAAAAUCUCAAACUGCCAGAACUCCGAGCCAACGAUGGGGAAGCGCGGGAGCAAGUCGCGCCGGUCUGGGUCUGCUGUGGACCAGUUGCAGGCUGCACUGACGCGCUCGUUGAAGGAGAGCGUAGCGGAGACAGUGAGCUCCGUCUGUGAGAGCUUUCAGCACGCGGUGGAGGCGCAGACGACGUCGACAGCGUCCACCGAAGAAAGUGGAGGAUAUGAUCAGUACUACAACACAUGCCGCCGCCUGGUGGACUACAUCAAGCAGCACAUGGAGGCGUCUCCGGGCUUUGAAGAUCAGAUGGAUCGCAUCAUCCUGGCCUGCCACAGCGGCGCCACGGAGCGCGUGCUCAACUCUGUGGUGACCAAGGAGCUGUGGAUUCGUCGACGCGGAGACGCCCCGCCUACGCAGCGCGAGACACGCAGCAGCAGCAGCAGCGGCCGCUCGAUGCCUAAGAAGAAGGUGAAGAGGGCGGCUUCUAUUGCCAGGAUGUCUACCCGAGCGUCCACUGAAUCUCCCGCCAUGCACACAAGAAGUGCGUCGGGUAGUAAGAGGUCCACGAGAGGCAGUUCUCUCGAUGCGCAACCAGUGAAGAGACCGCGCAGAGCAGCGAGAAAGGUGAUUCAGGAAAGUUCGGAUGAGGAAAAGGAAGAAGAAGAGGAAGAGGAGGAGCCAGUGGCGCGUAAGAGUAAGAAGCAGCAGCAAGAGGAGGAGGAAGAUGAUGACGCGCUGUUGUCAUUCAAAGACGCUAUUGGCGAGCUGUGCUAUCCGGACCGACGCACUCCCUCUGAGACCAAAUUCUUUAAGGAACGCCUGCGCAAGUCGAUCCAGUUCGUGGAUGCUCUUCUGUGUAAUCCCCCGCCUGGCAAAGUGUGCGGACGUGGGUGCAAGAAGAUCCGCGCGCAGAUGUGUAGCAGCUCGACGCCCUGCAAGAACAAGAUGUGUCGUAUCUGGCACGACGUGGAGGCGCACACGGACCGCUGCCAGAACCAACAGUGCGAGUUUAAGAACCGGAUUCUGCUUCGAGAGACGAUGCACAAGUUGGAGAUAAAGGAGCAGCAGAUCGCGGAGACCAAGGCGAAGCUGGAACGCAAGCAAAACCAACUGAAACAAGCUGACGACGACGAUAAAGAAGCCCUGGAGAACAAUAUUGCCAAAUUGGAACAAAAUCUUGAAGAGUGUGGCAGCGAGCUUGGAGUUCUGGAGGCGACCAAGAAAACUUUCUGGGUAUCUUUGAAUGAAAUUGGGAUCCAAGCGAGCGAUGACGUUACCGAUAACUUCCCUGACUUUGCAACGCACUAUGAGGAGAAGAAGGCGCCGCGCAAGGCUCGAAAGGCCGUGUCCGUUGCCUCUACUCACCUUUCGUCCGCAUCGAGUCGAAGCUCGCGUGCUGCUGCUCGACCAGGCAGUGUUGGCCCACAUGGGGGCGAUGAUGAGGAUGAUGAUGAAGCUGACGACGCUGAUGAGAGUGUUAGUGAUCACACAGCGCGCAGAAGCUCGUCAAGCGGACGUCGCAGCCCCGCACCACACCAUGAGAGCGACGAGGAGACUAAGGGUGGUGUGGAAGAAACGAAGCACGAUGACACCUAUCUCCCUGCUCCGAGCGAUUUCCCUCAACUAGAUGAGCCGCCACUUCCGCCUGCUGGACCUCCUCCAUUCCGACAAAACCCUGAAUUGGACCGGGAGUAUUCUGUGCAUGCUUCAGGCUACUCUAUUCACCCUCCGGCUGACGAUCUCGAGGCUCCAGCAGUCGCUACGAGCAUUGAAACAACGAAGGAAAUUGAGCCUCCUAGUGAACAUGGGCUUACUGAGGAGCAGCUGGCUGAUAUGCAGCGAGAGAGCGACGAGAUUUCAGGCAUCAUAGCGGGCAUGACAGCCAACCCUCCUCCAUUGCCGCCUUCUGUGGAACUCAUCAACACGACUGGGUUUACCAUUCGCGGCAACCAGCCACAGAACCCGUAAGCGACCCGUCAAGAACUCCGUCUGUCGUCGCAGACUCAUCACUAGGCUUACUGGUCCUGCAUGAGGCAGCCACAAGCUCAGGUUUGCAAGCGUCCAAGUUUUGUUUUGCAUUGCAAGAGAGCGGCAAUGUCGUGGAAAUGGGUGGAGAAGAAAUCAACAGCUGAAGUAUCGACAGCUCUCUCAGCAAUGAAUGAUACUUUGUGUAUCAAAUUGAUAACUCAGUGUGCGUGAGUGCCUCUGAUAAUCGGAAUCCGAUUUCCCAUUUACUGACUGUUAUGACGAGCGUUUUGGAGUUUUUUUGUAACGCAGUAGUCGACAAAUUUGAGGGCUUAUUAUUAGAGAUGUUGCUUCUCGUUUUUACUGUGACCAGGCAUUUAUCACAGGAAGAGGGGUGGAGUCUUGACAAUGGCAGGGAUCGAGAGGGAUGGAUCAUCACAUCGAGUUAACCUUGCGCGAAUCGGUGAAGAUGGCAAUAAGCUGGAUGCUGGAGCCUUAGGUUUCGAAGAAGAUUAUCCGUCAAAACUUAUUGAUCCGCUUGUAGGAAUGCACAAAGAUCUUGAUGACGGAGUCUUAUCGAAG
Messenger RNA from Phytophthora nicotianae INRA-310, 2551 nucleotides. RefSeq lists its product as hypothetical. The transcript has a single exon. The coding region runs from base 8 to 1972 and encodes 654 amino acids. NCBI's taxonomy places the organism in Eukaryota, Oomycota, Peronosporomycetes, Peronosporales, Peronosporaceae. The record is from RefSeq and is a predicted model, not a curated record.